AUAUACAGCUGGGGAGCUCUGCAACUCAGGGUGAUGGACACAGUUAAUCAAUGCCUUUGCGUGCAAAGCUGCGGGGAAUUGGGCUCCUCGGGGAGCCAGCACUGACCCGCGGGGCCCAAUGGCCUCCGCUGCUGUCACCAUCCCGCGGUUCCAACCUCGCACCCUCCUCCCCCGCAGAACCAGCGGCAGCUGCACCCUCUCCCGCCCACAACCCGCCGGCCAGGCCCGCGGCACAGCCGAGGUCAGGCUCACGUCCGUCCGCACCCGGGAACCGACCGAGCCGCCGGCAGGGGGGCCUCCGCUACUGGGUCUCGGCGCGCCGCUCAUCGCGCCUGGAGUUGGCGGCAGCUCGGCGCUCGUUUAACCAGCCUGGAGCCGAUCCCACAAUCCACCGCUGCGACAAUGGCUGGAGUCCUCAAGAAAACCACUGGAUUGGUGGGUCUUGCUGUGGCCCAGAAUCCUCUUGAGAAAUUGAAAAUUUUGUACACAAGAGUCCUCGCUGUACUUGAGUCCAUCCCUCCAGAAGCAGCAUAUAGGAAGUACACUGAGCAGAUCAUCAAUGAAAGGUUUAACGUGAUCAAAUCAGAGCAUGAUGUUCAAAAAAUAGAAGAUAAAAUCAACUGUGGCCAGAUAGAGGAAAUCAUUUCACAGGCUGAGAAUGAACUUUCUCUUGCAAAGAAAAUGGCCAAGUGGAAACCUUGGGAGCCAUUAACAGAAGAACCCCCUCACAACCAAUGGAAAUGGCCAAUUUAAACUUCAUAUAAAUUUUUGGUUAUGUAAACUAUUUGUUAAUUCUGUGCUGUAUAAAUGUCAAUAAAAUAGUUCCCCGAAACAUUGA
Molecule: messenger RNA, 838 nt
Organism: Pristis pectinata (smalltooth sawfish)
Lineage: Eukaryota; Metazoa; Chordata; Chondrichthyes; Rhinopristiformes; Pristidae
Gene: ndufa5
Product: NADH:ubiquinone oxidoreductase subunit A5
Exons: 5
Coding region: 403-753 (116 amino acids)
Biological process (GO): respiratory electron transport chain
Source: RefSeq, a predicted model, not a curated record